AUGGAGGAAACGGACGACUACGAGAUGAGCAACGUGGACAACAGAGGCGAGGGCAAGGACACCAUACCCAACAAAAUUUCGGGCCCCAUCGCUUUGAACGAGAACAAGACUUGCAAAGCAACAGAAAAGAAGGAAAAGAAAAUAGAGCGAAAUAGAGCCUUGAUGCCAGCAUCAAUAGCCAAAAUAUUGACGUUCGAUCUCGCGAACUUUCUCACGCCAGUCGGAUCUAGCAUUAGCCUCAAGCUACUCAGCUUCAACGUCUAUUUAAUAGGCAUCCCACAGCUCAUCUGA
Molecule: messenger RNA, 291 nt
Organism: Aspergillus chevalieri
Lineage: Eukaryota; Fungi; Ascomycota; Eurotiomycetes; Eurotiales; Aspergillaceae
Exons: 1
Coding region: 1-291 (96 amino acids)
Source: RefSeq, a predicted model, not a curated record